Drosophila novamexicana is the source of this 1153-nucleotide messenger RNA. It is a transcript of the gene Vamp7, whose product is annotated as vesicle-associated membrane protein 7. Gene Ontology annotation, cellular component: SNARE complex; membrane. Gene Ontology annotation, molecular function: SNAP receptor activity; SNARE binding. Lineage: Eukaryota; Metazoa; Arthropoda; Insecta; Diptera; Drosophilidae. The coding region runs from base 398 to 1057 and encodes 219 amino acids. Gene Ontology annotation, biological process: exocytosis; vesicle fusion. The transcript has 5 exons. The record is from RefSeq and is a predicted model, not a curated record.
CAAGUGCAUUUAUAAAAAAUACAAAGGCUUUUUUGUCCCAUAGUUAUUGGAAUGACAAAAAAAAAUAAUCAGUAGAAAUUCCAUUUGCAAGCUGUAAUAGUAUCUUUGAGAAAAUUUCGCUAAAUAUGAUCUAAUUAACUUAUUUGCCCAUUUACACGCACACAUAUGACGCAUAUUAUCGCUUAAAUAUUAGAUAAACAAUACUUUACAGUGCAUUCACUCUUAAUUAUAUAUUUAUUUUUCCCAGGCAGCAACACUCUGGCUACGGCUUCGAGGCGUUUUUCUUUUUUGUUGUACUGAUAAAACACAAUACGAGAGAAGAAGUAUAAAGUCGGAUUACUCACCACGCCAUUGCGGUUGAAGAAAACUAGGUCUUGCUCGCAUCAACACCCACAUAAUGCCGAUAUUAUAUAGUGUUAUAGCCCGUGGCACGACGGUGCUGGCUAAGUUUGCGGAAUGUGUUGGCAAUUUUGCCGAAGUAACGGAACAAAUUAUGGGCAGGAUUGGCGUCCACAAUCACAAAAUGACCUACACACACGGCGACUAUUUAAUACAUUACACUUGCGAAAAUAAGCUGAUCUACAUGUGUAUAACCGACAACGAAUUUGAACUUCCACGCGCUUUUCUCUUCUUGGCGGAUAUAAGGCAGAAAUUUAUACAGACUUAUGGCCUACAGGUUGCCACAGCAAUUGCCUAUGCAAUGAACACGGAGUUCUCCAAAAUUCUGUCCCAGCAAAUGGUAUACUAUAGUCAAUCGCGAGAUGUGGAAACCUUAAGCCGUGUACAUGGCCAGGUUGACGAACUGAAAGACAUAAUGAUUAAGAAUAUUGAUAGUCUGCGCGAUCGGGGCGAGAAACUGGAGCUGUUGGUCAAUAAAACAGAGAACUUAAGUAACAAUUCAGUUGCAUUCCGCAAAGCGUCGCGCAAUUUGGCACGUCAAAUGUUUUGGAAAAAUAUUCGCGUCUACCUUGUCGUCGGCUUAGUGAUCAUAUUUAUUAUUUAUGUAAUUGUAAGCAUGGCCUGCGGUGGCCUUGCCUGGCAGUCGUGCAUUCAAUAGGCCGACGCAAUGCGAAAGUUCGAAUUGUUAUAGUUCAUAGCGAUGUUUAUUUACAUAUUUAACUUUCGUACUAUCAUAAUCUCUGUUAUAUUUAAU